Molecule: messenger RNA, 1958 nt
Organism: Aspergillus homomorphus CBS 101889
Lineage: Eukaryota; Fungi; Ascomycota; Eurotiomycetes; Eurotiales; Aspergillaceae
Product: putative transcription factor TFIIE complex alpha subunit
Exons: 3
Coding region: 326-1762 (478 amino acids)
Biological process (GO): transcription open complex formation at RNA polymerase II promoter; transcription initiation at RNA polymerase II promoter
Cellular component (GO): transcription factor TFIIE complex
Source: RefSeq, a predicted model, not a curated record
CUUCGACUCCGUUGUUCAUCCCCUCGCUUAUCUUUGACACACCCUCUUUUUUCUAUUUUUCCCGGCUGUAUCGGCCUCUACUGCUGCAGUAUCUAUUGCGCAUCUCCACUCUCCAGUCGCUUCCCCGCAGAAAGAACGCAUGCCCAUCGCGAUCUAAACGACCUUUCUAACCGCCCGCCGCCGCCGCCGCCGCUUAAGCUCGGAUUAUCCUCAACCUCAGCCUUUUGCGCCAACAACCCCUACAUCCUCACCGACGAUCCACGCGCGACCUCUCCUCGCGAAGCACCUGCACGAACCUCUCCUCCUUCCCGCCGACAACUACACCAUGGAUCUCGCCAACACCCUUAUCCGGAGCGUGGUCCGCGCCUUCUACGAGACCCGCCACAUCCUCGUCGUCGAUGCGCUCUUUAUCCACUCGGUUCUCCACGCAGAAGACCUCGCUUUCCUGUUGGGCAUGCAGCAGAAAGAUCUCCGCAAGCUAUGCGCCAAGUUGCGCGAGGACCGCCUGAUUUCAGUGAGCACACGGGCGGAAAUCCGCGACGGAUCGACGAGGCCGGUGAACCGGGAAUACUACUACAUCCCGCUGCACCCGGUGGUGGACGCGAUCAAGUACAGGGUGUCGAAGCUGACGGCGACGAUCAAGGCGCAGUACACGCCGUCGGAGGAGCGGAAGGAGUACGUGUGCGUGCGGUGCGGGGCGGAGUGGACGGAGCUGGACGUGCUGAGCCUGUACUCGGAGGAAGGGUUUGAGUGCCAGAAUUGCGGGGCGAUCCUGGAGCGCAGCGAGGACGUGAAGGGCAGCGAGGGGAUCGACCGGACGGGCCACGAGAAGAACAGCAAGCUGAUGAACCAGCUGGAGCCGAUGCUGAAGCUGCUGAAGCAGAUCGACUCGGUGGAGGUGCCGCCCAACGACUUCGACACCGCCUGGGACCACAAGGUCGACGUCGUGCGCAACCAGCAGAUCAACCCCACGCGCGCCGCCGUCGUCGUCCCCUCCAAGCUCCACCCGGAGUCCGUCCGCGGCAACACCAAGACCGACACCGCCGCCCUCGAGAUCUCCCUCACUUCCUCCGAGGAGAAGAGCGCCGCCGAGCAGGCCGCAGAGGCCGCCCGCAAGGCCGCCGUCGAGAAGCAGAACGCCCUCCCCGUCUGGCACACCCACUCCACCGUCUCCACCGCCGCCGGCAACCUGCCGUCGGCCCGGGGCGGUCCGCUGAUCAAGUCCGAGGAAGACGUCAAACCCUUCAUCAAGGACGAGGACGCCGAUGGCGACCGCAAAUCCGACCUCGAUGGCCUCGACGACAAGGUCGCCGCCUACUACGCCGAGAUGGAGCGCGAGAAGGCCCUCCAAGCCCAGCAAGAUGCCAGCAGUGCCGACGAUGACGAUGACGAUGACGACGACGACGAUGAGUUCGACGAGGAAUUCGAAGACGUCGGAGGCGUAUCCGCAAGCGAUACAGCCGCCGCCUCCUCGCCAGCCUUGAGCGGUAGCGGCGCAGGUGCCAGUUUCCCCGCCGGGGGCCCCACGAGCGCGCCCAUGAACUCCAAUACAACGACAACGAUAUCACAAGGAAUCAAGCGUGAGCUCGACACCGACUCAAGCUUCGCCAGUACCACUCAGACAACCACAGUGGCUUCGCCGGCCACGGAUGACGGCGGCGGCGUCGGUGGCCCCGCAGCUAAGAAGAUCAAGACCGAGCCCGAGAUCAAGAAAGAGGAAUCCGACGAGGACGAGGACGACGAGGAGUUUGAGGAUGUGUGAUCGAUUUUUCUGGCCGUUUCUUGAGUGGUUUCGCUGGUGGUGGUGGUCGUGGUUGAGGUUGUGUUGGUCUUUUCUUCGUUGCUUGUAGACUUCGAUUCACUACCAGGUCUAUGCUUAAUUCUUUCCGCCGCGGGUGCUGGCGCCCGCCGGUUAUGGAACAGAAAGAACAAACAAAGAGAAUUCGAUUGGAGGGGGG